UGUGCCGUCGGCAAGCCCGGCCGCUACGUUAUUUUACGCUUCGUGAUCCGCAGACAAACUGAAGUUUCCGUACCGGUCGCUCGAUUACCGACAAGACCUAACCAGGGAUUAGUUCGGAGAUUUCCUCAAAAACGAACUCUUGAAUUUCGAUAGAUGCUUUCCUGUGUGGUUUGAAAGCAGACACCCCCCCUCCUCUCUACUACUAUUUUUUUGGGUCUUUUUUCACUCGAAAGCUUGGGAAGAUGUCGAGCAGGAGGCGUUUCUUUCACUGAAAACAGUCCGUCCCCCCCCAAGUUGGGACCCUGUCGACGAGAAAUGCCGAAGGUAAGAGAAGCGAAAUCCGCGAACCCGGCAGCACGACCGCGAAAUAGGGAUUCUCCUCGUCUCGUUUGGGGAAAACGCUCAGGAACAUACUGAUGGCCGUCACUGAAGUGGACUAGAGGAGGACAACUUCCAUCAUAUUCCUCCACUGGACUGAUCACUACCAAGCUACUUGGUUACGCUAUCUAAAACAAUAACAGUGGGCUGGCCUGCUUUUAGAAUAUUUUCUGUCACCUGUGAAACACCACUGUCAUCAUGCAGACCUCAUCGUUACGACGUCAAGUAAAGAAUAUGGUCAACAACUACACGGAGGCUGAGAUCAAGGUCCGCGAGGCCACCUCCAAUGACCCCUGGGGCCCACCCAGUUCACUCAUGUCCGAGAUUGCAGACUUGACUUUCAAUGUCGUGGCCUUCACCGAGGUCAUGGGUAUGAUCUGGAAGCGACUCAAUGACCAUGGUAAGAACUGGCGCCAUGUGUACAAGGCGUUGACCCUGCUGGACUACCUGAUCAAGACAGGGUCUGAGCGUGUGGCCCAACAGUGCAGGGAGAACAUCUACACCAUCCAGACCCUGAGGGACUUCCAGUACACAGACCGGGACGGCCGUGACCAAGGUGUCAAUGUUCGAGAGAAGGCUAAGCAGCUGGUUGCUCUCAUAAGGGAUGAUGAAAGGCUAAAGCAAGAGAGGACCCAGGCGCUGAAGACCAAGGAGCGCAUGGCUGGAGCUGCUGCACGUAUGGGCUCUGGGUCCCUGCCUCCCCCCUACCCAGGACGCCGCACUAGCCAGCCUAGUAUGGCGGCGCUCUACGGGGAUGAGUUUAGCAGGUCUAGAGGGUCGCCAUCCUCCUUUCACUCCUCUUCGUCCUCCCCUCGUCUUGCCCCAGAUCUGGAGCAGGCCCGGCCUCAGACCAGCGGGGAAGAGGAGCUACAGCUGCAGCUGGCCCUGGCUAUGAGCCGUGAAGAGAAUGAAAAGCCUCCUCCCCCAGUGGAUAUUGAUGAGCAGACCCAGCUGCAGAUCGCUAUGAGUCUCAGCAAGGAGGAGGCCCUGAAGCCGGUACAACGUCCCCCUGUUGCAGUGGACAUGGAUGAGGACACCCAGCUCCAGAUAGCCCUGAGCCUGAGCAAGGAGGAGCACCAAGAGGAGCAACGCAGUCGCCAGGGAGAUGAGUCCAUGCUCCGAAAAGCUCUUGAGGAGAGCAAACGAGAGAUGGAGGCUAAAGGCGGGACCGCCUUCAUGGACCUGGUAGAUGUUUUUGCAGUACCCACAGACGUACCCCCUCGUGUCAACCCUUGGAGUGAUGUCCAGCCCCAGGCUGCUGCUCGCAUGACCAGCACAGACCCAUGGGACUCACUGGGAGAUGGCGCCGCCAACAUGCUAAGAGUAGACUCUCCCUGGAUGGCACCUCCAACUUCCAGCAGCCCAGCACCAUCCUGGGAGCGAAGCCAGUCUCCCACUGACCCCUGGGAUGCCCCACAGAACAAUAUCCCUAAACUCAACUCCACAGACCAAGCAUGGGCCUCUCCUUCCAAUGCAGCAGCCGCAUCAGCAGUAGAUCCAUUCUCGGGCCCAGCUGAAAGAACAGCACCUCUAAGUGCUACCAGAGCAGCGUCUCCACGAGCUGGGAGCCCCUCAGACGGAGACCUAUUUGAUGAGGCCAUGGACGGCGGUCAGAUGAGAGUGAAUGGGCGAGAUGAGGGAAGUCCUGAACUCUUUGACCUGUCUCGUCUUGGGGAAAGCCUGGCUGAUCUCAGUCCUCGAACGUGUCACACCCCUGAAGCCUUCCUGGGCCCCACUGGAGCAUCCCUGGUUAACCUGGACAGCUUGAUCCCCACAAACCCACAAGUUAAGAACAAGAACCCCUUUCUAUCAGGUUUGAGUGCCCCUUCACCCACUAAUCCAUUCCAAACCGAACAACCUAGGCUAACUCUAAAUCAGAUGUGUUCCAGCUCGAACGCUCUGGCACCCCCCGCAACUUCUCUACCAUACAGUGCCUCUUUACCCCUGCCUGUAAACCACCAGCCUGCCAGCCUCCCUUCCUCCUUUACUCACCCCUCCCAGUCUAGGCUGGACAUGCCAGGGAACCUACCCCAGCCCCUGCUGCCCCUCUCCUCAGCCAGCACUCUGGGAACACAGGCUGAACAGCUCAGUCAGAACCCUUUCCUAUGAGGGCCAACUGAAAUGGACCAGAACUCAUAGAAAAAAAAAUAGGGAUGAGGGGGGUGGUGGACUGGAUCCUCCCAAGACUCCAAUGAAAACCCUAUUCAGUGUUUUUUUUUUUUUUAUAUCUUGGCUAUAAUACUGUAACCCUUAGAAUGAUGCAAGUUGGCUUUCCUCCCCCUCUGUAACAGCCUACCUGGUAUUUCCUCUGUGCUUAAGAAGUAGAGGAUAAGUAAGAUAAUGCUUUUGUAUCAGACAAAAUCAGUGUCAUGUAAAAACCUCUUUAAGGCCAUAACCUAUUUCUAAUGUACUUCAUACACAAACCAAGGUCCGAGCACAAACCAGUGGUCAUAUUUUGAUGUUAUGAUACUUAGCCAUAAUUACUGGGCAGAUAUACAUUACUGCUACUCAAUUUUAAAUCACAUGCUCAAUCCGCUGCUUUGUAUGAUUGGCUUAGUGCUGUUGCUUGCUGCUAACACCAAUUGUCAGCCAGAUAGGCCUGUUGCUCAUCUCUGAUAACAGUGCACCGAGGUUUGCUGGCCAUUUCUGCUCGCACUUGUCCUCUUAUACACUGUGG
Lampris incognitus (smalleye Pacific opah) is the source of this 3055-nucleotide messenger RNA. It is a transcript of the gene epn3a, whose product is annotated as epsin 3a. The transcript has 11 exons. Lineage: Eukaryota; Metazoa; Chordata; Actinopteri; Lampriformes; Lampridae. Gene Ontology annotation, molecular function: phospholipid binding; clathrin binding. The coding region runs from base 577 to 2487 and encodes 636 amino acids. The record is from RefSeq and is a predicted model, not a curated record. Gene Ontology annotation, cellular component: plasma membrane; clathrin vesicle coat; endosome. Gene Ontology annotation, biological process: endocytosis.